Talaromyces atroroseus is the source of this 858-nucleotide messenger RNA. RefSeq lists its product as hypothetical. NCBI's taxonomy places the organism in Eukaryota, Fungi, Ascomycota, Eurotiomycetes, Eurotiales, Trichocomaceae. Gene Ontology annotation, biological process: carbohydrate metabolic process. The transcript is spliced from 2 exons. Gene Ontology annotation, molecular function: hydrolase activity, hydrolyzing O-glycosyl compounds. The record is from RefSeq and is a predicted model, not a curated record. Bases 1 to 858 code for a protein of 285 amino acids.
AUGUACACCCACUAUGCUUUGUUCCUGGCCAACCUGGCCUCUCUCGCGUCUGCUUGGGCUCCUCCUUCAUACUCAGGGUACACGCUGCUGUGGAGCGACAGCUUCGGUGGCUCGGCGGGAACGCUACCUAGCUCCGGCAAUUGGAAUAUCAUCACAGGAAAUUUGGGCGUGAACGGCGAGCUAGAAACAUACACGAACUCGAAUGUGAAUGUGCAGCUCAGCGGUGGCAGCACGCUGCAGCUGGUGCCCUGGGCGGAUAGUUCUGUGUCCGGCGGGUGGACUUCCGGUCGAGUCGAGAGCAAAUAUAUCUUCACGCCAGGCGCUGGAGUGAUCACGUUCGCCGAGGCCGAUAUCAGAUUUGGCAGCAAUCCCACGACAAACAAACAGGGGAUCUGGCCCGCCUUCUGGAUCCUCGGUGAUUCGAUACGCUCGGGAACCGCGUGGCCAGAGUGUGGGGAACUCGACAUCCUCGAGACUGUUGACGGUCAGUUGACUGGCUAUGGCACUGCACAUUGCCAGGUGAGCCCGGGGGGCAUCUGCAACGAGCCCAACGGCCUGGGUGGCAGCAUCACCAUCCCUGACCAGUCAUGGCAUACAUGGCGCAUGGUCUGGGACCGCACCCCGUCUACGUGGCAGGCCGAGACUAUUACCUGGUACAUGGACGGCAGGCAAUUUUUCCAGAUCACCGGGUCACAGAUUGGCAACUCGGACGUCUGGGCUACGCUGUGCCAUGAUCCGCUAUACUUUAUCCUCAACGUGGCUGUCGGAGGUAACUGGCCGGGUUAUCCCAACUCCAACACUCUCGGGGGUUACGGCAGCAUGUUGGAGAUCGCGUAUGUCGCUGUAUACGCAUCUUGA